Sphaeramia orbicularis (orbiculate cardinalfish) is the source of this 4044-nucleotide messenger RNA. It is a transcript of the gene adck2, whose product is annotated as aarF domain containing kinase 2. NCBI's taxonomy places the organism in Eukaryota, Metazoa, Chordata, Actinopteri, Kurtiformes, Apogonidae. The coding region runs from base 306 to 2156 and encodes 616 amino acids. Gene Ontology annotation, cellular component: mitochondrion. The transcript has 9 exons. The record is from RefSeq and is a predicted model, not a curated record.
UGCGGAAGCUGUCAUUGUAAUGUUUUCAGAGAUGCUCUGUUUUCAAUGGACAUGCAUGAUAUUUUUGUACACUAACAUCAGACAAGGCACGAAACGUCUCAUUUUUCCUAAGAUAAGAAGUUCUCCAGUUUGCUUCUAUAACUACAACCACUGACGGAAUAUAUAUUAUACAUUUGCUUACAUGGAGUCAAGAGGUUAUUCUGAGUGUGGAGUGUUUUCUCUGAUUUCGCAACCCAAACCGGGCACAUGUGGACAGACUCACCUCCUGGACUGAGCUCAGAUCACAUCAACUUGUCAUAUUGACAAUGGCAGCGGCCUUUGGAGCCAGAGCACUACUAAAUAACCUCAGGUACUCCGUCCAGAAAACGGGGUUCUUUGCCAGAAUCAGACUAAUUCAGAACUCCAAUACAUGUCUCGUCAAAAGAGGGCAGAUUUUAACUCGGAUACCCAAGGUUACUCUCUUAUGUUGGGGAGCAGUGAAUGCAACAUCUUAUGCAGCCACAUGUCAGGAGGCCACACUGGUAUCACACAAGACUGAGAGGAAGUCUCUUGCCAAGGUGCAGGUGCACAAAAUAGUUUUUGUCCUUCACCUCAGUCUCCGUGCAUUGGUGCUUCUCCUAAAAUUUGGCCCCCUUCUCCUCCUCUCCCCCUUGGCUCUUGUGUCUACCCGCUGGGCCUCUCGCUGGUUGGAUGCUCUUCUGUGGGUCACUGAGUCCUCUGGUGCCACUUUCAUCAAGCUGGGCCAGUGGGCCAGCACCAGGAGAGACAUCUUUCCUCAAGAGUUUUGUGAGCGUUUCUCUAGGCUCCAUGUCAAGGUGCGCCCUCACUCCUGGGCCCACACCAAGCAGUGCCUACGGAGGGCUUUUGGGGAAGCCUGGAGGAGAGUGUUUGUGUUCGAGAGCAAAGAGCCAGUGGGUUCUGGAUGUGUGGCUCAGGUGUACAGAGGCUGGGCAAGAGCAGACCAGGUAGAAGAUCCAGCCUUCCAGUCACUAGUGGAGGAGAUGGAGAAAGAAGACCUGCUGGAAGCCUGGGAGAUCCCUGGUCUCAGGGGUGUGACCAGGUCCCUAUUGCAGCUCUGGUGGGGGAGCAGGGAGGACGAGGGCCAUGAGGAGCAGAGUCAUCUACUGGGGCAAGAAGAGACCAGCACAGACCGGAGCAACCUGAUACCUGUAGCUAUAAAGGUGGUUCAUCCAGGCGUCAGGAGGCAGGUGGAAAUUGACCUGUUGCUGAUGAAAGCAGGCAGCUGGCUGCUGCACUGCCUGCCCGGACUCAAAUGGCUCAGUCUGUGUGAAAUAGUAGAUGAAUUUGAGAAGCUCAUGACCAAACAGAUUGAUCUACGUUUCGAAGCCAGGAACUUUGAGCAUUUCCGCAAUAAUUUCCGUGAUGUGGACUAUGUCAAAUUCCCAACUCCAUUACGACCAUUUGUCACAAGGACCAUAUUAGUGGAAACCUUUGAAGAGAGUGAACCGAUAUCCAACUAUUUACGCUCUGAGAUUCCACAAGAGGUGAAACGGAGAAUAGCUCGGAUGGGUGUAGACACACUGCUGAAAAUGAUUUUUGUGGAUAACUUUGUCCAUGGGGACCUUCAUCCUGGUAAUAUUCUGGUCCAGUGCCAGGCGCCUCUUUCUGCUUCCAGUGAUAGUUCUGUUGUCUCUGCGGAGGCCCUUGGUAAAACCACCCUCACUGAUCUGUGGGACACUGUGGUGGUCAGCGUAAGGCCUCAUCCAUAUCCUGUUCAGUUGGUGCUGCUGGACGCUGGCAUUGUAUCCCAGCUUAGCGAACACGAUCUUGCCAACUUUAAGGCCGUCUUUACAGCUGUGGUGAUGCGCCAGGGUGAACAAGUGGCUGAGUUGAUUCUGAAUCAUGCUCGAGCUAAUGAAUGUCAGGAUGUGCCACAGUUCAAGAAGGAGAUGGCCCAGCUGGUGGACCAUGCCCUCAGUAAUAAGCUUUCUCUAGGCAAGAUCCAAGUUGCUGAUUUGCUCUCUAGAGUCUUCAGUCUACUCAUUAAACACAAGGUGAAACUGGAGAGUAACUUUGCUUCCAUUGUUUUUGCCAUCAUGGUGCUGGAGGGCCUGGGCAGGUCCCUCGAUCCCAAUUUAGACAUCCUGGAGCUGGCCAAGCCUAUGUUGCUGAAGAACUGUGCCUCACUGCUAUGAUGCGCACAUGCAAACUAGGAAUAACACUACAAGACAAGAAGGGCAGACGAGCACAUUGGAAAGAUGUACAUAAGCCAGAAUGGAUCUCAUCAGUACUGGCACCACUACCUUUUAGCAGGUUUGUUGCCCAAAAGAACAUAUUGACUUUUACAUGGUGUUGAUUCCAUUUUCACAAUUUAAAUGUUAAGGUCCAUCAUACUGUAUGUGGUAGAAGUAUAUUUUCACAAAAUGAAAUCUUGAAGUGUUAUACCUUGUCAGCUAUUCUGUACAUGUGGCAGCAGUAGUUUAUUGAGCACUAAUGGGUGAGUCAGAUACAUCAGCAGACACACAGAUGGCAUCAACGACCAUUUGUAGUAAAAGAAAAUAGUGGGAAAAUCCCUGGCUGACAUUUAAAGAUAGUAUAUUUAGGUUUUAAUGACUAAUAUUGAUCUCAGGACAACUUUCAUCACGCCGUCCUACAGGACGUUUGAGAUGGGCCAUAUUAACUUGUGUGUGAAUCAAAAUGUACUGGAACAUUUGUUCUUACACACUUCAUCGAUAAUGUUCUGACAACUGAACCAUGUCUUUUUACUUUCCAUUAAUAUAGUGGAACCAUGUGUAUGAAUUAUACGCAUUCAUAAUAAAGGGAAUAUGCACUAACUGAUGUCUUUUCUUUGUUGUAAGACUGACUGACGCACUGUAAAGGCAGAAAAUGCACUACAUGAAGGGCACCAAACAAUUAAUUUACAAUUUUAUUAAAUCUGUCAAUGAAAAACACAGACAAGAGACGCGAUUCUGUCAAUGUCAUUAGGAAGAACAGUCAGCAUGGCUGAAAGAGUGAGAUCAGGAGGUUUUGGUGCAGAAAAAUUCAUCACAUACCCUUUAUUGCAAAACUGUUUUUUUCCAUCACCAUCAAGAGCCCAAACAGAGCAGCACUGUUCAAGUAAGGAGGGAGGGGAGAGGUGACAACUGUGUAAAAAAAAAAAAAAAAAAAAAUCUCAUAAUUAUUAUAAUUAAUAAUAAUAAUAAUAAUAAUAAUGACAAAAGAAAUAAAAACAUCUCUAAUAGACAAACACAAUCACCUCAGUAUAAGACGAGAUUCUGUCACGGUCACAACAACCAGAGAAAAGUUCUUUUCUUUUUUUUUCCUCUUUUUUUUUACUGAAUUAAAUAGUUUUUAAAAAUAUCUCACCAUUUACUUAUACUCAUCUUUUUUAUUUAUUGCGAAAAAUAGGCAACUGGACUAACUAUGAUGAUGCAAGUUUUGUGUGUGUGUUUGUGUUGACAGAGAAAUAGAGGUUAAGUGGAGAGAGAUGGUGGAACGUCUUGGAGCGUUGGCACUGAGAGCAGCAGCAGUGUGGCAAUGCGAUACUCUCAUACAGCCACUAGGUGGCACAGUUCAGUCUGAACAUUCCUCCAGGGCCUGAGCUAUGGCGGCCCGUCCAACUCUAUUAGAGGAAGUCAAGUUCUGCCAACAACAGCCUCUGUUUUUGGAAUGAUGCUUGUGUGUUGAAACUUUGUCCACGGUCACUUAUCUGCGUUGCCAGAUCUCAGUUCUAUGUACAAAGGUUUCAAAUCCCUGAAGGACAUCUACAAAGACAAGUGCAACCUCCAUGUGACCAUCCCCUUUCAGGAGAUGCUCAGGGAUCAAAGGGUUCCUCUACAGGAAGAAAAAGGGGGGGGGAUAGUACCAAUGAAGAUCUGGUAAACGUGCCACAGCAGGACUAAACAGAAAUGUUCUGAGAAAGGGAGUAAAAGUCAGGAAUGAUGGUAGAGGAAUAAGAUCUGGGAAUGUCAACAGAGAGGGGAGGGGGGCUUAAGAUAUGAGAUGACUUCUUCAGAAAGGGCACCAAAAAUAUCCUAACAUAAAUUCCUUCUAACAGAAUGUCCAGGAGGGGUGACAAAACAG